CUUUGGCUCGUUGCUAUCACCCUUCUGUGCUUCCUCCGUUACCUCUCAAGCCACAUCGUUCUGCAGCCGCCAGCCCAGCCUUUGUCGCUAGCCGGCAUCGCCAUUCCUUUCUUUCGCCAUCAGAUAUCGCUGUCGGUCUUGGAGACCUGGGAGAAGGUCAACAAUCACUAUCCAACCCUCGUUUUCCUUUGACACCAGUGAAUGAUGGGGGAAAAGCAUCUUACUCAUUCUUCUUGAAUGAUGUUAUUGGUAGUUCUUGGAAAAAAUGUACAAGAAGAAGAAACAAGUUGAUAAGCAUGGACCCUUACAUGGUCAUAUGGGUGCACAGGAUCAAGAAAUGGACAUAAGGAAGAUUAUGAAAGAUGUCGAAAAUUUUGGCUACUCACAUAUGUCAUGGAAAGAACGUAAGAAGAUUGAAGAUAGGAAGGUUGUUUCUCUAGGCGGGAAGGCCCCUAAGCAGCAGAGAUUACCUUUAAGCGUGGCACGACCAAGGAUGAAGAAACAGAAGGAGAGAGAGCAGCAAAUGCUCCAAGAGCGCUUGAUUCUUGGACAAUUUGGGGGAAAGCUUGGUGGCAGCAGUAAAAGAUCAGUGGGGAAGCGAAGACCUGAGGAGAGGGGUCUGAAGUCAAGUGAAGGUCGUUUCAAAAAUGGCGUCCUUAAUGUGAAGCAUUUGUUAAAUCCAGCCCAAUCUAAAGAUCAAGUUACUGAAAACCAUGUGCCCAGACCCGGUGGAGGAAAAAGGAAAAACGGAGAUAAGAAGAAGGGUAAGAAGCGCCGUUGAGUAAUCAAAUCCCAUGUGGGGAAAAGUUUGUAGGAAAACAAGCAAAGCAGCAGUCAAUUUGUUAACGUAUCUAGUCUGUUUGAUCCUCAGGUGAAAGACUUGAAUUGAGAUUUGAUCUUAAAUAGUUAUUAUUAAGGAAAGGUUAAUUUAUUAA
Molecule: messenger RNA, 935 nt
Organism: Prosopis cineraria
Lineage: Eukaryota; Viridiplantae; Streptophyta; Magnoliopsida; Fabales; Fabaceae
Exons: 6
Coding region: 266-781 (171 amino acids)
Biological process (GO): maturation of SSU-rRNA from tricistronic rRNA transcript (SSU-rRNA, 5.8S rRNA, LSU-rRNA)
Cellular component (GO): nucleolus
Source: RefSeq, a predicted model, not a curated record